GGUUUAUGAUGUGAAUCUAAAGUUUUUCAAAUUCGAACAAGUUUCCAUUCUAUAUACCUACAUUGUAAUACUCGAAUAACAAUCCAUGAAUAUAAUCGCCAUCAUUAUUAAUACUGCAACCUCAUUUCCUUAUUGUUUACACACUCUGGGCCCCCUCGAUUUGCAUAAUAAAAUGCAAAUACCCCAUUAUGCGCAGAAAAUGUUCCCUUCUCUUUGAUAAAGGAAACUUUUCCGGUCAAAAAGUGAAAAUUCCCAACAAGAAAGCGGAGCUUAGCGUGUGCGCUCCGCCGACUCCGGAAUUUGCGCCAACUCGGAAAAUCGUUUACGAAUUUCCCGAAGGGAAAUCAAUAUGAUGGCCUAGUGCCCCGUGUACGUGUUAACACACCAAAGUUUUCCUUUGAAAAAUCAUGGAAAUUGUUGUUAAAGAUGGUUGUGACAGCUAGUGAAGUGUAGAAAUAAUAAAGUGUAAAGUAAUUUAUCUAAUCUACAGUAUAUAGAUAUCAAAAUAAUUUUCUGGACCUGGAAAAUGUUUCAGACAAUUAUGAACUAUAAAGUUUAGGUUUAUUGAAUCAAAAUGCAUUUACAUUUCGAAAGAACUGUUAAUGCUAAAAGCGACUGCCCAAUUUUGUCUUUAACAUGGAUGGGAAAGGUGCCUGAUGAGUUGCCCGAGGACGAAGGCUGGAAGCUGAACAGAAAUAAUUAUUAUCAAGAAGGCUGGCUGGCAACUGGAAACGUUCGAGGAAUUGUAGGGGUGACUUUUACAACAAGUCACUGCAAAAAAAACGUAGACUUUCCAUUGAGGACUAAUUAUAAUUUACGAGGGCACAGAUCAGAAGUUAUUCUAGUCAAAUGGAACGAACCUUACCAAAAACUAGCUUCGUGCGACAGCUCUGGAAUAAUAUUCGUCUGGAUCAAGUACGAAGGCCGAUGGUCAAUUGAACUAAUCAACGACCGCAACACUCCAGUGACUCACUUUUCUUGGUCUCACGAUGGAAGAAUGGCCCUUAUCUGCUAUCAGGAUGGAUUCGUCUUAGUUGGUUCAGUGGCAGGACAACGUUAUUGGUCUUCAAUGCUCAACCUGGACGCGACCAUUACAUGCGGAAUUUGGACUCCGGACGAUCAACAAGUCUAUUUUGGAACAACCUCUGGACAAAUAAUUGUGAUGGAUGUUCAUGGGGCGAUGGUGUCUCAGGUGCAACUCAGUGGAGACGUCGGGAUCACUUCUAUGGCGUGGUCUUGUGAAAAGUUUAAAAUGGAAGAAGGAGAAGACGAAUGUUCUAGUUCAGGAGACCGAAAAUUCAUUCUAGCAGUCUCCUUACAAAACGGCUACAUUUACCUUCUAUCAACCUUCGACGAUGUAGCUCCUAUUCACAUCAACACAGGCCUACAAGGGCCUUUGUGCAUGGAAUGGAGCAAUUCCAGAGAACUCCUGGCCGUUGCUGGAAUCACUCUAAAAUCUCCAACCCUAGGACCUCAAAUCGAAUACACCAACAUGCUGAAAUUUUAUACGGACAAAGGAGUACUUUUGUACCAAACACAAAUACCAGACACACAUGCCAGAGUUUCUACACUUACGUGGGGCCACAACGAUAAACGGCUAUUUUUAGCCACAGGAACUCAAAUUCACAUCGCCUGGGUGGCUAAAAGGAUAGCUUCUUUACAGCUACUUUGUAGAUUGCGCAUCUACAAUUUGAUGCCGAACGAAUCAAUGCUUUGUCAGCUACCUUUACCGAUGCGAUUGAGGAAUAUUAUAGGAAAUCUUUUUGCUCAAACUAUCAGAUGUUGUGUCCCAGAACCAAGUGCCCUGAGAGAAUUCGUUUCGAGACCACCAGCUGGUUCAGUCAGGCUUCAUUGUACAAUGAUAAGACACGACGAAGAUUGUAAUAUUUCUUCUGGCACUUGCUAUACUCUUUAUUUGGAGUAUCUUGGAGGUUUGGUGCCUCUACUUAAAGGCAAACGUACCAGCAAAAUUCGGCCAGAAUUUGUAAUAUUUGAUCCUCAAAUUGAAGAUUUCCAAACUCCCCAUUCUGACACAAAAAGUUCUUCAAGCUCCUCUACAGCAAACGCUGGAGGCAUCAGCGAUAGUUCCGAAUCGGACAAAGAAGAAGGUUGCACGGCUUCACCGAGAAUGCAAAGGAAAAAGAAGAAAAAACACAAAAAUCCACCUAAUAACGAACGAACUACCACGUGGCAUUAUAGAGGCGAAAUGGAUUUGGAUCAAGACGAUUUGAGUUACGUAGACACCUUACCAGAACAAGUCCGUUUGGUGGAGGUCACUUCGAACAUUUGGGGCACCAAAUUCAAAAUCCACGGUCUAGCCAAUGUAGUGCCUGCAAAUUUAGGACAAGUAACGUAUAAAACUUCUUUGUUGCAUCUACAGCCCCGUCAAAUGACUUUGGUUAUAACUGAAUUGCGGGAUGACUUCCCUGUGGGGCCUGAUCCAACAUUUAACCCAAACUUAUUCAGUGAAGACGAAGAAGAACCAAUCGCCAGUGCCAGCGAGGAAAAACCAAAAUGUUCCAGAAUGACUAUGGAUAGUUGUCCACCUAUUGCUCCAAUGUCUCCAAGAACCAGUGCAUUGAGCAAACAAAAGUCUUACGCUGGUGGUUCUAAUAACGGUGAAUCAAAGGAAAUAGAAAUCGACGAUAGCGAUCAUGUCCGUCCUCAAAACUUGUUGCGUCCGACUAAAAGCCAAAAUUGUACCAGUUUUAUCGGACCACUAAGUGGCCAAAAUCCGAAACACGCAAUUUCGCCCAUUUGUUGCGAAGCUUUGCCAGCGUUACAGUCGCCUAAAAAUGCUGUGGCGCCCAGCGAUAUUAUUUUCGAUAGGCCAACGGCACCAACUAUUAUAUCGUUUACGACCAAUGGCGCUGCUAGUUUACAGGUGAAGCCAAAUUUCGAACAGCAUCACUCCAAUAGCGACCAAAAACCAAUAGCUUUAAGAAAAACUGAUAUCGAUAAUGCAAAGCAUAAAACGAUAAAUUGUGAAGCAAGCUCAAGCUCAUCAAGCGCAAAAAAUAACGAUCAAGAAAAAUCACGAGUUCCUCCAAUGUUUGUAGCAUCAGGUUUAAUGACGAGAAGUUGUAGCGUGGGUUAUUUGGACAUGGUCGAUGCCCAAAUGGUACCACCGAGCGUAAGAUUAUCUUAUCUUAAUCGGGGUGAAAAUCCAAACAAAAGGCUCAUUUUGGUCAACAACCACAAAGAUCAGACUAAACGAAGACACAGUAGAUUACGUCACAGGACGAACUCUAAAACGGGCAAUCAGCUUCAAAAUUUUGGCAAAUCCAAGAGCUUAGAUUCCAGUGAUAUUUUCCAUAGUAAUAGUUCUAGCGGUAAUAAUAGUCCAAGUUUUGUUUUAAAAGAAAUGAAAAUACCUGAACAAAUUGAACCUGUAGAGAAAGUCGAAAAAAAAAUUAACAAUAAUAUUAUAAACAAUAAUAACGUUAAUAUAAAUAAAAAUAGUAGCAACAAUAAAAAUAAUAAUAAUAGAAAGACUGCCAGGGAUUUUUUCUCAUCGCCCUUAAUGAGAAGAAAAAAGGACAGAGGUAAAACCAAAUUAGAUGAACAUGAACAAAGUUGUGAAAAAAACGGGGUUCCUAUACACACCCAGGCCUUAGCAAAUUUAGAAAAACUAAUAACUAGACUAAGAGAGGACGAUUUCAGUAAAUCGACUCCACCAAGUUCGCCCAGAUUGCCUAGAAGUUCUCCAUCGUCACCAUCACCAAGUAAAAAAGGUUUCAGACCACAAUCGGCUUCCCCAAUCCGUAGAAAAAUUAUGAAUUCUCCGUUUCUGAGACGAAAAUACAAAAAUCAAGAAAGCUCAGACGAUGAAGUGACGGCUUCAGGCGACGAGGUGUUCAACGGUACAAACUACAAAGACCUGGAAACAUUUCAGAAGUCUCAGCUGAGACAAAAGCUAAAGAGGGGCAAAAUAGAGCCUAACGGGAGCUUUUGCAAUAACAACCAAAACGUUCCUCAGAGAAGGGAGUUUGUGAUGCACAAUAAGGCACCGAUGUGGAACGAAAACAGUCAAGUUUACCAAUUGGAUUUCGGUGGUAGAGUUACUCAAGAAUCUGCUAAGAAUUUCCAAAUUGAGUUUAGAGGAAAACAAGUGAUGCAAUUUGGACGAAUUGAUGGUAACGCUUAUACGUUAGACUUCCAGUAUCCUUUUUCAGCUUUGCAAGCGUUUGCAGUGGCUCUGGCCAACGUCACACAAAGAUUGAAAUAGUUAACGUUGUUGUUAGCAAUCUCAGCAAUUUUUGUGUGUUACGGACAGAUAUUGAUAUCUGGAUACCAAUAUAUUUUAACCUGCCAAUUUAUUUAUUAUUGUUAAAUGGGCAAUUUGUGCAAUAGCUUUUUGUUGUAACGUUGAUUAAUUCUUUUUUUUUUUUGGCCUUGAUAAAUUUUCGAUGGAUUAUAUUUGUUAUAAAUAAUGUUCUUCUAGCCUUCUGUAACUGUAAAAUAUUUUCGAUUUGUAUCUCAAGAUAAAAAGAAGUAUCACGUGGUAGACUUGGACUAACGAUUUUCUGCAAUUUUUGAUUCUCAAUUCAAUUAUUCAUUUGGGAAGUUUCUAUUUCUAGCAAAAGAAGUGUGAGGGAAGUAGGAAGUUUGUGGAAAAAGUUCCAGUAUGUGGAAUUAUUAGGCAAAUCCAAAAACUAAGUCCGAGGAAGUUGGAGAAAUCAUAUUUCUCUUCGAACAUUUUAAAUAAAUACAUUCAUUCUUGCUCGAUAUUAAACUGAUUAAUGAUACGAAUUUUACACGCCCCGUGGAUUCCGAACCGAAAUCCACCGCCUGUCCGACUUUUUAUGUUUGUUAUUUUUUACAAAAACUAAUGUUUUUCUUUCAAAAAGUUCGAAGAGACAGUAUAGUCUCCUACUCGCAAAUAAUGGCUAUUCAUUAUAUGCUCGUUGAAGAAUAUUACUAUUAUCAAUCCUCCCCCAUUUCACGUACUGUCGUAUCUCAAUUUACCCAAUUUUACUCAAGGCACGAUUUCAUCUUUCGGGUGACAUUCAAUCAUUUGAUAAGAGGUAUUCAUUCGGGCUUAAUGGCCGUCGUAAGUUAGAAUUUCUUCUUUCUUAUCAAUUAACCUGGACCCCGAAAGUCUCACUAACUUAAUCAUUUACCCAUUUGUUGUAAGAAUAUGAUUCAACUUAGAUAAAAUAACAAUGGUGAUUGUCUGUAGCAUGCCUUUCCGUGAAAAUUAUUCCUAUUCACCGGUAGACGUGUCAUAAGUUUCUAUCAUUCCAUCAUUUACCCAAAAUAGCGAAAAAUUACAAGACCUGUAAGUCGGGUGUCCCAUUUUCUAUGCUCACAUGUCAAAUAAAGUCUGUUUUUUUUUUAAAGAUAAUUCCCCAAGUCAAAAAUUUAGUAACUAUGUUGGCAACACAAGCCUUUUCUACAUAAAAAAUUUGAAAGCAUUGACAAUUUUACAUAGUAUUGCCAACAUAAUGUCAUUUUGACUUUUAUCUUUAAAAAAAAAACACAGUUUACGUUGUUUUCAAUUUUUUAUGAUGGAUAUCCAUUUAAAUCCUAUAUAUUCAUGUUUAAAAUUAGCAAGAGUGAGGGCACAAAAUGGCGGAGUUUUCCAUAUGAAUAUAUAGGAUUUUAAGAACCAAUCAAAAAUGAGACGACAAUUGUCGCCACUGUGGUAAUAGAGUCACUGUAACAUGAGUCCGUCUCUUUCUCUGAGCCUGGCUAAGAAAAAGAUAGAAAUACAUAUUUGUUUGCCUGCUCGCCUAUUUUUAGCAUAUAAAACACUAUAAAUACACAAAAGGCCUAGUUUCAUACAUAAUUGAAUUUCUUAUACUCACCCCUCAAAAACUGUGGCCCCCACUCGGAAAUUCAAUUUUCUGGGCAAAAUAACAUAGAAUUCGAACCGCGACACUUUUCCGAACACUUUAGAGUACUUUUUCCGAUUGAAAAGUCCCGGAAAACUGGAAAAUUCAACGAAAAACCAGGAUAAAAACACUUGAAAUGACCGACUGUCAAAUGUCACUGUCACAGGCCAUUCUUAUGGCGAUUUCCAUUUGUCAUCAGUGCCUCACUGAGUGUAUCCGCAUCUUUUUCUAAAAAUAUGUAACAUGUAAGGAUAAGAAUAAAUUUGUUUUGCCCUGAUCCGACAAAUAAUGGAAAACCCUAUUAGACCUACUUGAUUGGAACCCGAGUGAAGUUGGCUACAAAGCAGUGUUGCCACCUGAAAAAGAAUCGUAAUUUAUUAAAAAAGCUUAAUUGAUAAUGAUUUUAAAACUAGAAAUUCCCUAAAAAGUUGUUUUUUGCUUGCGCUUUGCGCCCUCAAUUUUAGCAUUUAAAACUAGAAACUCUUGGCUAAAAAUUGAGAAAACUCAAAGCCUCGUACUUUAAAUCAGUUUUUUCGCUCGAAAACGGCCUGGAAAAGCGGAAAAUCCAAAUAAAAACCAGCAAAAAUAACAUUCCAAAGUCUACUUGAUAAAACUUGAGUUUUCGUUACUUACCCCUAUAGAAAACUGGAAAUUUUUGGCGAAAAAUGAAGCCUCGUAUUUUAAACACUGAAGUAGAAAGAGGUAUGGAAUGAACUUUGCGUCAUCCAAUUGAUUCCAGAAUGAGAUAGCGCCAGUAAGGGCAAGAAAUAUAUUGGAUCUCCCAUAUCUCUCACUCUAACCCUGAGUGAGAUAGCGCUAGUAAGGGCAAGAAAAUCUCAUGGAUUUCUCCUAUUCUCUCACUCUAAUGUUGGCCGCAAAUAUAUGUAUUAAGUAGAUAGGCAAAGGGCUAUUCCAACCUUCUUACUACUUCAUUGAUUUUAAACCAGGUUUCCCGACUGAAAACGGCCUGAAAAAGAGGAAAAUUCGAAGGAAAACAGGAUAAAAUGUAAACACGUCAAUUAAAAAUUGCCGAAUGUCAAGAGAAAAGUAGUAAAUGACAUUUCAUUACAAGGCCUACUACUUAAUUAAAAGCGACGUUGCCACAUUUCAAAUAGGAAAAUAUUACAUUUUAAAUAGUUUUUAGUUUAAAAUUUAGUUAAAUAAUUAAUUAAUAAUGUUUAAUAAAAUAAUGGAAAACUGAAAAAUUCAACAAAAAACCGGCAAUAAAAAUAAAAGCGCGUAAGCCAUUUUAAAACAAUAAUGGAACUACACUCAUUUGUUACGAGAAGGCGCUGCAAUCGCGAACCCCAAAAUCGAGUAAAAUAACUAAUUAGGACUUAAUUAAGGCCUAAUUAAGUUAAAUUACAUCAAAAUUAAUAUAAUUAAGCCUUUAUUAUCAGGUUUUAAUCAAGUAGGCUUUAGAAUGGCAAGUUUGACACUUGACAGUCGGCCAUUAUAAGUGAAAAAUGGCCAAUCGGCCUCCGAUUUUUCGUCGAAUUUUCCAGUUUUCAAUAGGAAAAAGUACUCUAAAGUGAUAGGAAAAGUGUCGCGGUUCGAAUUUGGUGUUUAUUUUGCACAGUUUGAGGGGUGAGUACCGGGAAAACUAAUUUAUCGGGUGGUAUGAAUAAAAACGAAGUACUUGCUACUACUACAAGUAUUAGCAUGUUCUACGUAGUAUUUACUUCAAAACGAAGUAGAUACUACAUUUCGACACUACCGGAAAUAAGUAAAUGCUUCUUUAUGAAGUAAAUACUUCGAAGGAUAUACUAAUACUUGUAGUAGUAGCAUGUACUUCGUUUUUAUUCAUACCACCCAUUAUAAAACAGAGGCUUUUGGUGUGUAUAGUUUAUAGUAAUUUCAUCUUAAAAUAGGCUUUUUUUGAUCAAACAGGCCUUCGUACAUGAAAAAAUAAAAUUCCAGACAGAUUAUCUCAAAUUUUUUUUUUUUUUAAAUGUGAUACGCAGAUCGUGAGAUAAGGGACAAAAUUAUAGAAUUUUGUUUAAUGAAAGAGCCUCCAAUUUAUAGAUGAAAUCACUAUGUUGUCUGUAAAUAUUUGAGAAAGACUCGAAAAGUGCUUUUGAAUUUUUCUUAAACAUCAACAUAUAAAAAAAUCCUCACUUUAUCCAGAGUCACUUUCUUAAUAGUUAACUCAGCUGGAGUAGGGGCGUAAAAAUCUUAUCCCUGGCCUUUGUAGAGCCUGAUUUCAAAGUAUCAAAAUCGGAUUUUUGACCAUUCUACAUAGAGCUUAAACUUAACAGAGAAACACUCAAAGUCUCAUUCUUCACUCCUCUUAAGCUAAGUUAUGAACUAAAACAGCAUCGAAACAAAGUUUGAUUUCUGACCAUUUUAGAGCUGAAAUUGAGUUAGAGAUGUUUAAAAAAACUCAUGCACAUUUAAAAUUUUGAACUUCUGAAUAAUCUAGAUUUGAAAUCAAAGUGAAUUAUUCAGCUGAUGGAGGGACGUAAAAAUCUUAUUCCAGGCUUUUGUAGUUCUAGAUCUACUUCUGGAUAACUUUGGCUUUUGAAAGACAGUCUAAUUCAUAAAUCUUGUGAAGGCUAGAAAUAUUUUUCAAAAUGGACAAUUUUUAAACAAAAAAAGCUACAUUUUUCUUUUGCUAGUUAUUACUAAAGAAAAUGGCUUUAAGAGGCAAAAUGCUUUACCUAAAUAAAUUAAUUAUUGUAAUAGGUACAUUUUAUAAUAAUAUAGCCAAAAUUCCAAUAUUACCAAUAAAUACGUUAGUGUCCCAAUAUUUUGGGACACCUUUGUACUAAUUUAUUUAUUGUUAACAAAUUUGCCAUUAUAUAGUUGUACCUAUACUUAUCGCGACAUAUUUUUUAAAAAAAAUAUAUAUUUUAUAGCUGUUUUGUAGGUUUUCUCAUAUUAAUUAUUGUUCGUUUUCCUAAUAUACUAAUUGAAACUCAAUGUUACAUUAAAAAAAUAUAAUUUUAUUUGCAAUAAAGUCGCAUUAAUUUUUCCUGACUGGAUGAAUCGGGUGACUCAUGUGACUCAAAUCCGGAGGAUUUUUCUCAAAGGCGCUGAUUUCCUUCAUGCCAGCCUCGACGAUUUUCCACAAUGCUCGUUUUUGUAAUUUGCGUACCAAGUCUUGACUAAUGGAUAAUCGGAAAUGUCGAAUUUGAUUGCUUCCAAGCACAUUGUUGCUGUGACCAAUUGGAAAUCAGCAAUUGAAAUUUUAUCUAAAAGUAUUUGUUGAUU
This is a messenger RNA of Ceutorhynchus assimilis (cabbage seed weevil), 9050 nucleotides long. NCBI's taxonomy places the organism in Eukaryota, Metazoa, Arthropoda, Insecta, Coleoptera, Curculionidae. The record is from the annotation of a GenBank genome assembly.